This is a messenger RNA of Penicillium expansum, 1233 nucleotides long. Its product is annotated as aromatic ring-hydroxylating oxygenase subunit alpha. Gene Ontology annotation, molecular function: iron ion binding; 2 iron, 2 sulfur cluster binding. The coding region runs from base 1 to 1233 and encodes 410 amino acids. The record is from RefSeq and is a predicted model, not a curated record. Lineage: Eukaryota; Fungi; Ascomycota; Eurotiomycetes; Eurotiales; Aspergillaceae. The transcript has 2 exons.
AUGUUCAACUACUUUGGCUUCAAUGCCCCUGCCUCCAAGAAAGAUACCAAACCUUCCCCCGUUCGUGCCUUGCCUGCAUCAUGGUACACUUCACCAGAGAUGUAUGAACUGGAGCGCCGAGCCAUCUUUUCAAAGAGAUGGCUCUUCAUCACCCACAGCAUGCGGUUGAAGGAAACCGGCGACUGGCUUCGUUACGAGCUUGCAGGUUUUGAUUUUAUCAUCACUCGCAAUCGACAGGGCAAUAUCAACGCAUUCCACAACGUGUGUAGACACCGUGCGUACCCAGUAGUUGAGAAAGAGGGUUCCGGGAAUUCCAAAAUUCUCGCUUGUCGAUACCACGGGUGGUCCUACGGACUAAACGGCAAACUGGCCAAAGCUCCGCAAUACCAAGAGCUGAGCAGUUUUGACAAGGAGCAGAACGGUCUUCUCAAAAUUCACCUCAAGGUUGACGUUAAUGGUUUCAUCUGGGUCAACAUGGAUGCGAAUGAAGUCCCGGAAGUGUCAUGGGAUGAACAUUUCCGCGAUGUCGAUAAGCAGGAGCGCUACAAAGCCUACAAUUUCGACGACUACGACCUUGACCACUCUUAUGCGCUCGAGGGUGACUAUAACUGGAAGAUUCUGGCGGAUAAUUUCAACGAAUGUUACCACUGCCCUACAACACACGCCGAUAUUCCUGAAUUCCUCAACCUUGAGUCUUUCGACAGUGAUCUGAAAGAUGGACAUAUUCAACACCACUGCGAGUCUACACCGGAGCAAAUCGAGAAGGGUCUUUACACUGCUAGCACGUACUACUUCCCUAUGUCUGCCAUGGUUGUCUCGCCACACUUUAUCAUGAUCCAGAAAUUCCUCCCCUCAAGUGCGAAGAAAUCCCAGAUGGCUUACGAAGUCUACCGAAACCGAAACUCCUCCGAUACCGAUUUCAAGCUUAUCAGUGAGAUGUACGCGCGUGUCAUGGGAGAAGACAAAGUCCUCUGCAACAACGCACAAAAGAACCUCGACCGAAAUGUCUUUACGAGUGGUGAGCUUCACCCCAAGUGGGAGAAGGCGCCGUUGUUCUUCCAGAGCACUGUCCGCGAUGUCAUCACGGAACACUUUGAGCGCGAGAAAUCCGAGGGACGGGAGAUCUGGCCGGCGAAGCCGAAGGUAUCAUGCAAUACAGAUGUCAGUGAGAAGGAUGAGCAGAUUUGUGCGGCCUUGGCUUGUGGAGCUCAGAAAGAGGUUUUGGCUUGGUGA